Solanum pennellii is the source of this 2330-nucleotide messenger RNA. RefSeq names its product homeobox-leucine zipper protein ROC8-like. Lineage: Eukaryota; Viridiplantae; Streptophyta; Magnoliopsida; Solanales; Solanaceae. The coding region runs from base 12 to 2162 and encodes 716 amino acids. The record is from RefSeq and is a predicted model, not a curated record. The transcript has 10 exons. Gene Ontology annotation, molecular function: DNA binding; lipid binding.
UAUCCAAAAAUAUGACAGGUUCUGGGGAAGAACCUGCUGGAGAACCAUCAAAUUCCCAAAAUAGAUCGGAAAGGCAUGGACAGUACCAAAGACAUUCUAUGGAACAAAUCCAAAGACUCGAAGCAUUCUUCAAGAAAUGUCCGCAUCCAGAUGAGGAUCAACAAAAGCAAUUGGGUAGGGAAGCAGGGCUUGACCAUAAGCAGGUCAAGUUUUGGUUCCAAAACAAAAGGACUCAAACGAAGACUCAAAAUGAGAGAUCCAUUAACAAUGCUCUUCGAAAAGAAAAAGAAAGAUUUCUUUGUGAAAACAAGGCAAUGAAAGAGGCAAUGAAGAAUAUUAUGUGCCCAAAAUGUGAUGGACUGCCCAUUGGAAAAGAAGAAAGGGAACGUAAUUUAGAAAAUAUGAAAACGGAAAAUCAAUGGUUGACACAACAGUAUGAAAAAGUAUCAAAUCUCAUCUCACAUGUUGUUGGAAGGCCUUUUGUGAUGGAUUCAAAUUUGGCACCACAAAAAUCGACUCUUAGAUCAACUUCAAAUUCAUCUGAUGGAACUUUAUUGAACCAAGAGAUAUGUGGCUCUCUCAUUAGAUAUCCUCCUCUUCGUCAAGAAAACAAUCAUAAUAAUAAUAAUGUUCAUACACAUUCAAUAAUGUCUCCAUCACCACAGGAACAUGAUGAAUAUCAUCAUGAUAGCAGGCAACAAAAGAUUUUGUUUGAGACUGCUGUUGCUUCUAUGAAUGAAAUGGUUAAACUUUGGGAAAUGAAUGAUCCAUUUUGGGUAGAUUCGUCAAGUGAUAGGAGAUGUUUUAUUCAUCGUGAGAUUUAUGGAAGAAAAUUUUCAAAUCAAGUUCUACCUUACCAAACAUCAAUGGGUCGAAUUGAAUCAUCAAAGGAUUUUGGAAUUGUGUCAAUGACUGCAAUUGAGUUGAUCCAUAAUUUUCUUGAUCCAGUCAAAUGGAUGAACUUGUUUCCUACUAUAGUCACAGCAGCUAAGACUAUUGAAGUUCUUGAUUCUGGUACUUGGGGAGGCUCUAUACAAUUGAUGUAUGAAAAGUUGCAUAUUUUAUCUCCUCUAGUUGAAGCUAGAGAAUUUCUCUUCAUACGUUGUUGUAGACAACUUGAUGCAACAACAUGGAUCAUGGUGGAUAUUUCAUAUGAUAUAUUCAAUGAGAUUCAGAGUGGUGUACCUUGUUAUUCUUGGAAGUUCCCAUCUGGUUGUGUAAUUCAAGAUAUGGGCAAUGGCCAAAGUAAGGUUACUUGGGUGGAACAUGUUCAAGUAUAUGAAAAAUAUCAGGUUAAUAGUAUCUUUAGAGAUUUAUUGUGUGAUCGUGAAGCAUACGGAGCUAAAAGAUGGAUUGUUACACUUCAAAGGAUGUGUGAGAGAUGUAAUUUUUCAAUGGGUUCAACAUACCCUACUAGGCAUGAUUUCAAAGGAGUGUUUCAUGAUCCAGAAGGGGUGAAAAAUACGAUACAAGUAUCUCAAAGGAUGGUGAAGAGUUUUUUUGAAAUUCUAAGCAUGACAGACUACGAUGGAGAUUUUCCAACUUCAUCACAGGUAAACCGUGUAGAUAGGAUUUCAGUAAGAGAAAGUGAAGAAAUUAUCGAACCAAAAGGCUUUAUUGCUAUUGCCACUGCUUCUCUAUGGCUUCCUCUUUCAUUCCAAGAUGUCUUCAAUUUCUUCAAAGAUGACAAGACAAGAAAUCAGUGGGAUGUUUUGACCGGUGAAAAUAAUGUGUUUGAGUUAGAUCGAGUACCUACAGGAACUUUUUCGGGAAACAACAUUACAAUUAUUCAGCCUUAUAAUAUGCAUAAGGAAAUGUUAGUGCUUGAAGAGACGAGUAUUGAUGAAAUGGGAGCAUUUUUAGUCUAUGCACCCAUAGAGAUACGAGCAAUCACUUCAAUUGUCAAUGGAGUUGAUGCAACAAAAGUUCCCAUUUUGCCUUCUGGUAUCAUCAUAAGUCCCGAUGGACGGCUCUCCUCGAAUAGCGACGGCACUGCAAAUGCACAAAAUGGUUCAAUUUUGACAGUGGCUUUUCAAAUAUUGAUUUGUGGUGAUAAUCCAACCUCCAAGCAGCAACAAUUCGAUGUAGUGGCUUCUGUUCAUGGCGUUUUAGGCGCCACAAUUUUAAAAAUCAAAGAAGCAUUGGGUUGCUCUGAUUUGUGAUGGUUUAAUUUCAUGUUGUUUGUUUAUUUGUUUGUUUUGAAGAUUUCAAGACUAAGACAAUUGAUUGUUUUGAAGGAUGAUGUGUUCCCUUCUUUGUGACUUCUAAAAUCUCAAGACUGUGAGAUAUGUGUUGCUACAAUUAUCUUUUAUAUUGAUACACUUAUUUGA